UCCAGCACCGGCGGCGAUAUUCAGGGAGGAGAUGGCGGCCAGAGGGGGGUUUCAAUCAACACCGACUGCUGGUGGCGGUGGAGCAAUGGGACCUGGGCCACCGGUACCAGGCGCAGCGCCAGGUAUGGGACCUGGGACUCCCUCUGGAAGAAUGGGACCGACAUCGGGCGCACAGAACCACAUGUACCGCUCUCCGAUGCCCGGGCCUGGGUACCCGAGACCGGGCAUGCCCCCAUCCAGCCGUAUGACCCCGCAGGGCCCCGCCAUGGGCCCACCGGGUUACGGCAGCAGCCCCGUGUCUCGCCCUGGGAUGCCCGGCGUAAUGGACCCGUCCCGGAAAAGGCCCGCUCCUCAGCAGAUCCAGCAGGUUCAGCAACAGCAGAACCGCAACCAGCACACAAAGAAGAAGAAGAUGGCUGAUAAAAUUCUACCUCAGAGGAUCAGAGAGCUGGUCCCAGAGUCUCAGGCUUACAUGGAUCUUCUGGCUUUUGAGAGGAAGCUGGAUCAGACCAUCAUGCGCAAACGGCUCGACAUUCAGGAGGCCCUAAAAAGGCCCAUAAAGCAAAAGAGAAAGCUCAGAAUUUUUAUAUCCAACACCUUCAAUCCUGCGAAGCCUGAUGCUGAGGAUGGAGAAGGAACAGUUGCAUCAUGGGAGCUGCGUGUUGAAGGGCGACUAUUAGAAGAUACUGCUGUGUCCAAGUAUGAAGCUACCAAACAAAAACGAAAGUUCUCUUCCUUCUUUAAGUCACUUGUGAUUGAAUUGGAUAAAGACCUGUAUGGACCAGAUAAUCACCUUGUGGAAUGGCACAGGACGGCCACUACCCAGGAGACGGAUGGUUUCCAGGUGAAGAGGCCAGGUGAUGUGGGAGUUCGCUGCACCGUCCUGCUCAUGCUGGAUUACCAGCCCCCCCAGUUCAAGCUGGACCCCCGACUGGCCCGCAUGUUGGGUAUCCACACUCAGACCAGACCUGUCAUCAUCCAGGCUCUGUGGCAGUACGUCAAAACACACAAACUCCAAGAUCCGCAUGAGCGCGAGUUCAUCAACUGUGACAAAUACCUCCAGCAAAUUUUUGAAACGCAGCGAAUGAAGUUCUCCGAAAUCCCACAGCGCCUGCAUGCUCUGCUGAUGCCUCCAGAACCAAUCAUCAUCAACCAUGUGAUCAGUGUGGAUCCAAAUGAUCAAAAGAAGACUGCUUGCUAUGACAUUGAUGUGGAGGUGGAUGACACGCUGAAGACCCAGAUGAACUCAUUCCUGCUCUCCACAGCAAGUCAGCAGGAAAUAGCAGGAUUGGAUAACAAGAUCCAUGAAACUAUUGAGACCAUCAACCAGCUGAAAACCCAGAGGGAGUUCAUGUUGAGCUUUGCCAGGGAUCCUCAGGGCUUUAUCAACGACUGGCUUCAGUCCCAAUGCAGGGACUUCAAGACUAUUACAGAUGUUGUAGGAAACCCAGAAGAGGAGCGGAGAGCAGAGUUUUACUACCAGCCGUGGGCUCAGGAGGCGGUGUGUCGCUACUUCUACUCCAAGGUCCAGCAGAGGAGGCAGGAGUUGGAACAGGCGCUUGGAAUCAGGAACACUUGAAGAGGUUUUUCCCCAUGAAACAUCCCGACAGGAAAGAGAUGGGCCAAGUUGUGCUGUUGGAGUUGAUUAGUGUGUGUGUGUGUGUGGGUGUGGUGUGUGUGUGGUGGGGGGGGGGGUGUUCAAACUGAAGUCUGCAAAUUUUUCGUUAAAACUGAAAGAAUGAAUAUCAAAUGACUUUACUGUUAAAUAUGAUGUUACUUUGUAAUAUUUUUUUAUUCAGUUUAACAAUUAGGUUAGUUUCUGCUUUAGGUUUUAUGUAAAGUGUUUUUUUUUUCCUUACCACAUUUCAUUUUUCUGCUGCUUGGUUAGCUUUACACAUUCCUUUUGUAUUUGGUAUACUGACACAAACGCAGAGAGAUGUUGAAUUGUCCUUGGAAAUUUCAAAUGUAAUAUUUCCCUGGAAAAAAUGUUGCGCAUGCUUUUGCGCCUUUGCUUUGUUGUAUUGAGACUAAAAUGACCUUUUGCGCUCCCUACCAGCCUUCAGGUUUUCACCCCAGGAGGUAAAUAUUGAUCGUGACUGUUUGUGAUCAGUUUGGCUUUUUUGCUGCAUAUUGACCGUUUGUGUGUCACUUGGAUUUUAGCUGUGUUGGUCUGUUUUGACAGCGCCACAGUCUGUGUGAGGCAUUUUACGGCUCAGUGAAUUGUGGGAGAACACUGUUGCAUUACGACGGUUCUCUUUCUUUCUUUCUUUCUUUUUUUUUUUUCAAUGUUUCCUUUUAAUAUGAAGUUUAGUCAUUUUUUUGUUAUUAGUGAUUCUUGUUUUAAAAAUAUGUAUUACAUCCAUGCUUGUCUUGUUAGAUAGUACAGAUAAUCAUGAAAGUAGAUAGUAUGGGUACCUCUAGUUAUUUAGUUUUGUAAAUACUGAGCAAAAAUAAAAAUUUCAGAUGAAUAUGAAGUUAACCUCUAAGUUUUUGUCUACUCUGAUUGUUGCCACAAUAUUUAUAUUAAUUGGCCCAACUUUCUGAGCAGUUAUUUGACUCUGUUGCUCAAAUUCACUGAACCACCUCUCUUAACAGCAACAUGCUUUCAAAAUUAUGUUGCUUGUCAAAUUAACUUCACAUAAUUCACUAAUACAAAGAGAAACAGUGACUGAGGCUGAUGAGAAGCAAUCUAAUUUCUCUCUGCAAAUCGGGUUGUUUUCCCUGUCGCAGGUUAAGAAGAGUGUUGGGAACAAAUUGUGAGUUUUAUUAAUUCAAAGAAUACACUAAUGUGGGUAUGGGGCGGUGUGUGAGUUGGCCUCUGAGAUGUGAAAACACUGAGUGGAUAGUAGAGCUGUGUGAAUCUGCAAACUUUUUUUCAUGGACCAAACCUAUUUUCUGUAUGUUACUGUUAUAAUAAAGGAUAUGUAAAAAGU
Messenger RNA from Poeciliopsis prolifica (blackstripe livebearer), 2933 nucleotides. It is a transcript of the gene smarcd1, whose product is annotated as SWI/SNF related, matrix associated, actin dependent regulator of chromatin, subfamily d, member 1. The coding region runs from base 32 to 1579 and encodes 515 amino acids. The record is from RefSeq and is a predicted model, not a curated record. Gene Ontology annotation, cellular component: SWI/SNF complex; nucleus. The transcript is spliced from 13 exons. Gene Ontology annotation, biological process: regulation of transcription by RNA polymerase II. Lineage: Eukaryota; Metazoa; Chordata; Actinopteri; Cyprinodontiformes; Poeciliidae.